ACAAAAUAACUUACGAUUCUUGAAAUUCAUUGAAAACAUCAACAAAGUUGAGCGAUUUGAAAGCGUUUUUCUCCUAGAAUCCUCUCAGGAACCAUAUUUCGAUGACAAAUUCAUACAUGACGUUUCAAUUUCACUUGUUAUUCCAGUGAUUUUGGGAACCGAAGUCUCAUCAUAUUACUUAAAGAGAAAAUUUUAUGAAAAUCUUCUUACUAUUGUACAAUAUGAUUCCAGGGGUUUACUUUUUCAGCGACUUGCGGAAUUUCUUCAACACCUUCGAUUUUGUAAGAUAAUUUUUGUUUUAAAAAAUUCAAAGAGAAAUGAUUUGGAACUGAAGAGUGUUUUCGAUUUCUGCUGGCGAAAGAGAAUGGUCAAUGUUGUAGCUGUUUUUCAAGAUUUUGGUAUUUCUUCGGUUUAUUAUAGUUGUAACAUUUUUGGUAUGUUUAAAAUUGAAGAAUUCAUUUGGAACGAUAAAGAUUCGUGUGUUUAUCGAGAUAAAAUGAGGGAUCUUCAAAACUCUACAAUACCAGUUGUUUUUCCAACAGAGCAGCCGGGAAUGAUUAUUUCUGAAAAUGUGAACGGUGGUGAAACGAGAAUUGGCGGUUAUGUGGGAAAUAUUUUCAUGACUUUUGCAAAAAGACACAAUGGAAGAAUGAAUACUUUGAAUGUAAAAGCUUAUUUGACCGAAUACGAUUUGCUAAAUUUUGUUUUAAAUGAAACAAUUGAAAUAUCAGGUGCCGGUAUACUAGUUCAAGAAGAUUUAUUUGAAUGGCAUACGUUCCCAUAUAUUUACUUCGAUUGGGGUGUUAUGCUGCCAGUAGAGCCAAAUAUUCCGAUUUAUAAGGUGUUUGCGUAUGUUUUUUAUUGGGAAGCUUUUGUAAUAAUAAUCGUGAUAUUCAUGUUGAUAUCUGUUUCACUUGAUGCUGCUGCUUAUUUCUUAGGAUCACACCGGAUUUUUGCUGUUCGCGAUGUUUUCUUCAAUAUCGAUUGUUUUCGUGGAAUGUUGGGACAAUCGUUCUUUGAAUCACCAAGAACUUUUUUGACAACAAAAAUUCUCUAUUCACUGAUCUUUUUGUUUGGAAUCAUAAUUAUUACUUCAUACAAUGGUUUUCUUCAGUCCUUCAUGACCGAACCACCAAGAGAAAAAACAAUAGGAUCAUUUGACGACCUACAACAAUAUGAUAUCAAAAUUUUGUCUAAGCAAACAGAUAUUGAGAAUGUAUUAAAAAAACUUAAGCCAGAAUUCAUGAAUAAGUAUUCAAAUAUAUUUCAUAGCGAAAUCAGCUCGCAAAGAUAUUUUAAACUUCGAGAUUCUUUAGACACCAAAUAUGCCUUUCCAGUUAGUGAGAUGACUUGGCAUGUUUUUUAAAAUCAACAAAAUUACCAUGGCAAGAAAUUAUUUCGUUGGUCUGAAGAAUUGAAACACAAUCUAGUGGGCUAAUGGAUUUCUGGAUAAGGAGGGGAUUUUAUGAAUCAAUUGAAGUUGUAAAAACUAAAAACUUAACUUUUGAACUUGAUUCAAAGUCACAACAACUGAAAGUUGAUGAUUUGAAGUGGGUUUGGAUAUCGUUGGCAUUUCUAUUGAUGGUUGCUACUUUAUGUUUUAUUGGAGAAAUUUUUUUA
Messenger RNA from Episyrphus balteatus (marmalade hoverfly), 1620 nucleotides. RefSeq lists its product as uncharacterized. Lineage: Eukaryota; Metazoa; Arthropoda; Insecta; Diptera; Syrphidae. The record is from RefSeq and is a predicted model, not a curated record. The transcript has 2 exons. The coding region runs from base 365 to 1366 and encodes 333 amino acids.